AUGACUUAUGAGGAAGAGGAGGAAGAAGAAUAUGUGGAGGAGGAAACGGAAGAAACUGCAGCUGAGGCAGAACCAGAACCGGAACCUCAGCCUCCCGUCCCACAGCCCCCCAAGCCUGUGGCUCGGCCUCCUCCCCCAGCUGCUGCUCCUCCCCCUCUCCGCCGAAAAUCUUCAGCUAACUAUCGAGCCUAUGCUGUGGAGCCACAUGACAAGAGAAAAUCCAAGAUUACGGCUUCUCGGAAACUGCAGCUCAAGUCACUGAUGCUCCAGGUGGCAAAGCAGGAAAUGGAAAGGGAAGAAGAAGAGGGGGCACGGGAGAAAGAGCGAUACCUUGCAGAGCACUGCACUCCCCUAGAAUGGACAGGUCUGGAUCUCGCAGGCCUGCAGGAGAUGUGCCAAGAGCUCCAUGCGCGAAUCGACAAGGUGGAUGAGGAGCGCUAUGACAUGGAGGUCCGAGUCAACAAGAACAUCAACGAGAUCCAAGAUCUGAACCAGAAGAUCUUCGACCUACGAGGCAAGUUUAAACGCCCAAAUCUUCGCCGCGUGCGUCUCUCUGCUGACGCCAUGAUGCAGGCCCUGCUGGGCUCCAAGCACAAGGUCUCCAUGGAUCUGCGGGCCAACCUGAAGCAGGUCAAGAAAGACGACAGUGAGAAGGAGAAUCGGGAGGUGGGUGACUGGAGGAAGAACAUUGAUGCCCUGAGUGGCAUGGAGGGGCGCAAGAAGAAAUUUGAGGCCUCACCUGCAGGGCAAGCCUGAGUCCUGAGAUGAGUUUCCUCCGUUCACUCCAAUCUGCGAAUGGCUGUGAAACCUACUUGCAAGAAGAUAACACAAAGUAUUAUUAGUUCUCUGGUGUGGAUUUCUGUAGGGAAAGGCAGUGGAACCUGGUUUGAAGU
Molecule: messenger RNA, 893 nt
Organism: Heteronotia binoei (common prickly gecko)
Lineage: Eukaryota; Metazoa; Chordata; Lepidosauria; Squamata; Gekkonidae
Gene: TNNI3
Product: troponin I3, cardiac type
Exons: 8
Coding region: 1-756 (251 amino acids)
Biological process (GO): muscle contraction
Cellular component (GO): troponin complex
Source: RefSeq, a predicted model, not a curated record